UGUUGCCACACCUCCUUCUUUAACCUGGUUUAGAGUAAUUGGUAGCUUCUGUGAAGUGGACUUUGCUAAGGGAAAUUUUAACUCAACAAACCGAACUUUACAAAACAUACGCGAUCAAAAUAAAGCAACUCAAAGAAUGGACAAUAAAACACCCCCAGACAUCAGAUAGAUGUCGCUGACAAUUUUGUAUUAUCAUUAUUUUGCCUGAAGUUGGAUGGCUUUGAUUCAGUCAUGUGAAACACAAAAAUGGAUGAGCUAGGCAGCCAAGUGCGUGAGGUUGCAGUGCUGCCUGGAUAAUCAUCAAAAAGUUUAGGCCUAUUUACAAAUACCCCCCAAAACACACACACAACACACACCCAUAAACACUGACUAUAGACACUUACAUACUCCCACACUUGCCUACAAUUAAGCUAAACUUUCAGUUUUUAGUGCUGAACAACUGCUGCAGUUUUUGAGGUAGUGACAAGGUAGUGGCAAGGUAAAGAAAGAUGGAGUGUGGAGAAAGCGUUCUCUGUGGAGGGGGUGAACUGGAACUUGACCCUGACAUCGUAAGCGAAGAGGCGGGCAAACUCUACUCAGAGCUCCAGGCUGUGGUGGAGACCCAUGGCUCUGGCGUGGUGGAGUCCCUGGUGCCAGUGAUGGUGUGGGUGCUGGAGGGCCUGGCUAGCUGCCGGGCCCAGCUGCGAGAGCGGGAGGAGGAGGCCGAGCGGGAGAAGGUGGACAGAGAGGAGCUGAUGGAGAGGUACCAGACCGAGAGAACUCUCAGGAGGGAGAGUCAAGAGAAAUAUCUGGAGCUGGACGACCAGUUUGAGCAGGAGCGCAGGGCCAUGAGAGGGAGAGAGAAAGAGAGGGAGAGGAGAGAAAGAGAGCUGGAGAAGAAAGCAAGGGAGCAAGCUGACCAAUUGUUGGCCCUGGACGAGCAGAGGACGGGUCUGUCUCGGGAGUUGAAUACGCUGAAACAUACGCACAACAAGUUGAUGCUGACGUAUCGGGAACUGCUGGAGAAGAGAAAAGACUCAGAGAGAGAGGGAUCUCCUUUUAGGAAUCACAUUCGUUUAAAGAGUGUGGAGCCUGCUCAUGAUCAUGCAGAACCCAAACUUAGUGAACAGAAUGAAUCGAAAUGCGAUGUGCCUUCCAUUCCCAUCUUGCUGGAGCCGCCAGUGACCAAGGACGACCAGGAGGCCAACAAUGUCAAGAGGAAGUCCAUCAGCGAUCCUUCCUUCAUCAACGACAUCAUUAGUUCCACCCCGGAGUUGAGCCAGCUGGCUCAUUUCAUGGAGGCGAGUACGCCAGUGCCCAGUGCUACAGAUAGCAGCACUGAGAACCACAACACCAGCCUGCAGGAAGAGAUGAAGGAGCCCACCGUGGAGGAGAGAAGAGAGGAAGAUGGAGAGAACAGGGAGGAGAAGAACAAAGAGGAAGCAGUUGAGAAAGAAGACGGAGAAGGAAGAGAAGAGGCAAAGGAGGAGAAAGGGGUGAUUGAAGAGGGAGUGGCGGCAGAGGAGGAAGAGGAGGAGGACUUGGAGAGUCUGGAAUGGGAGCUAAGGAACACAGACUCCGUCUUCUCGGAGCUGUCUGAGCUCAGCAGAGAAUACCUGGAGAGUGUGGACCAGGGGGCCAGCGUCAGAGGCAGCACUGACCAGUUGGAUGAGAUUGUUGCUCAGUAUGAGGAACUAAAACGAACCCACGAAAUGGUGGACGCAGCCAGGAAGGCCCUGAUCUCUCGUGUGGAGGAGCUGACCAAUGAGAGGUCAGCGCUUAGCCUAGAGGUCAGCUCCUCUCAGGAAAUCACCGCACGGUUGGAGAGCAGAAUGAGGGAGAUGGAGGAGGAGACGAAACGACUUCGAAAGGAGCUGGAAGCCAUUCAGUCAGAUGACCCUGAUGCUGUGCCCAUGUCCAUGCGGAGGUUCUCGCGGUCAGAGAUGGCGCGGGUGGUCAUGGAGAAGAACCAGUAUAAGGAGCGUCUGUUUGAGCUGCAGGAAGCUGUGAGGCGUGCACAGACUCUCAGAGUCACCAAAGAUGAGCAGGCUCCUGUUGAAGACAGGAAAGGCAGUGUCUGGAAAACGUUUAACCGUUUCUUUGGCCUGGCCAAGAACCCGAUGGCUCCGCCUGCUUCUUUAGCGAUUGCUGUGCCGAUGGUGACACCCACCUACCGGUCGCCCACCUCGUCCCCACAGCGACUGUCCAUCAGCAACACCCAAACAGAUGGCUCUUUCUCCCCACGUGUGAGGAGGCGGGAGCUGUACAGGGAGAUCCGCUCCCAUGUGUGGGGAACUCUGGGUAAACGGCAAGUGCAUGGGUGGAGCAUGCCUCUGUCCCACACCAACGUACAGGACUCUUCUCUGCCCACCCCUGAGCCCAAAGACGUGCCUGUGCUGGUGCAGCUGAGACUGCUUGACCAAAGAGACGCAACAGCCAAGCUGACGUGUGCUGUUGCUGUCACCCCUGAGGUCUCCAAAGAGCAGACGAGUUCUGUCUGGGCGCUCUCCGGGCCUGCGUCCAGUAGUGAUGUCACCAUCAUUGAUCCGACUCGGUCCAAUACCAUCCUGGAUCAGUUCAGCCUCCCGCCCACCUCUCCGGCUCUGUGCAUCUGUGCAGUGCCCCAUACAGGAGAGACUUCUGGAACGGUGUGGAUAGGGACUCAGGAUGGGGGUCUCUUGGUACAUCCAGCCUCUACCUCUAGACGGAGGUGUCUACAGUCUGUCACCCUCACAGAGGGGGUGCACUCUCUAACGUAUUCACAGGGUAAAGUAAUAGCGGGAUUAGCCAAUGGCACUCUGGCUUUCUUCAGCCAUUGCACAAGUGGCUGGGAUCUCCAAUCGAAAGAGGAGAUGUCUCUAGGUUCACCCCCUGUACAGCCCAUUCGCUGUUGCCUAGCAAAAGGGGAGGGAUUAUGGGUCGGUUACUGGAACAAGAUCCACAUGAUCGAUGUAACGAGUCGAAAAGUAGAGAAAUCGUUUACAGUGUCAGAGCGCAGUGAGCAGCAGGUGCGCUUCCUGUGUGCGGCUGGAAGUGGAGUCUGGGCUUCCUGUCGGCUAGACCCCACUCUCAGGCUGUUCGACUGGGCCACCGGCCGGCCUCUGCAGGAAGUAGAUUUGUCACCUAUGGUGACCAAAGCACUAGGUGCUGGAUUCCUCUCUCUGUCUCCCCUCCAGGUGUCUGCGCUGGCUGUGAUGUGUGGGCGUCUGUGGGUGGGCACCGCCAGCGGGGCCAUAUUCUCUGUCCCUCUCAAUCUCAGCUCUGAGUCAUCCAUCCCAUACUGCACUCUGACCUUAGCACAGCUAUGUUACCAUGGCCACCGUCAAGCAGUAAAGUUCAUCAUCUCUGCACCUGGCUGUCAUAGCUUAUCCUCAACUUCAGAGGGCGCUGAUUCAACCUCUCAGCUUAUUUUGAGUGGAGGAGAGGGCUAUAUUAAUUUCCGUAUUGGAGAUGAUGCGAGCGACGGAACAAACGAGAAUGCUCCUCAGCGCUCCGAGCGCAGUCACAUGAUCAUCUGGCAGAGUGCCAACCCCUCCGUGCCCAACCCUAACCUUUGAACUUUGGAUGUGGGGGAUGGAGGAGGGUUAAAACAUCUCAGCCUUAACAUCAUUUUGCCUUGAGGCUGUGGUAGUGGGCUUUCUGACUGUCUACCUGCAUAUAGUGCAGUGUAACAACCUUUGCCUGUAACAGGCCACUCCAGAGACACAAACUGGCAUGAGUACACCGUUUACCUUAAUGCCAUGGCCUCAUAUCUGAGAGAUGGAAUCAUUUUGCUUGAACAAGCACCAUACAUGGGAGGAUCCCUAUUCUUGUGAAUGUGUACUAUCUAUGCUGGUCUUAAUUUGUCACCAAAGUUUAUACUUCAAGGACAGCCACAGGCCUCAGGGUGGUGGUCGGCAUUGGUCCCUUGAUGGGCUCUAAUAUUGGUUGUGCCGUUGUGUGCCUUUCUUUUGUUGUGAACCAAGUUGCUGUGAAUUGGUCAGUAUUUGAUGUUUCUGUUUUUAUCCAAACUCUGACAACCAGUCCUCGUGUGGCCUAAUGCAAGAUAAUCAGUGUAAUUCUCUCAUGUGAGUCUGCCGUUUGUGACAGGCAGAAGUAUAUCCCUCCAUGCAUGAUCGACAGUCCUCUCAUAUUUAUUCAUACCUGCAUUGUGUGAGUUAAUGCAAGUUCAUCUUGAGGCACUCAAAAACCAGAUCAGUUAACAGUGACCGGUGCUCCGUCCAAAGUAUGCUCUACCAAUUCUUACCACCCUUUACCGUUUGUACCUCAUGAAUCAUUGAGCCCCCGCUAGUUGCAAGAAGAUUGAAUAAAGACAGGGACUCUGUUGAGCUGUUUUGGAGAGGUGUGUGUGUGUGUGCGUGCGUGUGUGUGAGAGAGAGAUAGCUGAUGGAGUUAGACAAUUAGUGUUGACGUUCUCUGGAUGUCUAUGCAAAUAUCAACGAAAACCCGCCAUCUCUGCACUUUGCAUGCAGAGCUGCUGGGUAAAGGCACUUUAUUCUCGUCAUGCGUGUUAUGUGACCACCUGUGCUUUGCCGUGUACAACUUCUCUUCUUGUCAAACUAUGCCUGUCCGUUCAAUAGAAAGAGGCCCAGCACUUGUGUUUUGUUUAAGAGCAUUAGUCUAAUCAUAUACUCACUUACACAUAUCUGAAAUCAACAAUCAAUGUAAUAUUUAAUUGUGUCUGCCCUUAUCUGUGUUCUGCAUUGAUAAUGAGUUUUGAAGAGGUAAACCUCUAAUUAUUGCAGUAUUUCCCACUUCCCAGUGUAUGUGGAGCAUGAGGCAGUGUGUUGUGAGUCUCACUUUUGUGAUUAUAAUUUAUCAAACUAUGAAUUACUGUUCAGAAACUAUGAAAUAGGUUAUGGAUGAAAUAUGCUUUUUCUGUGUAAAUGUUCCAAUUAAAACCCUUUGUCUUAA
This is a messenger RNA of Sardina pilchardus (European sardine), 4893 nucleotides long. RefSeq names its product C-Jun-amino-terminal kinase-interacting protein 4. The transcript has 27 exons. NCBI's taxonomy places the organism in Eukaryota, Metazoa, Chordata, Actinopteri, Clupeiformes, Clupeidae. Gene Ontology annotation, cellular component: cytoplasm. Bases 489 to 3536 code for a protein of 1015 amino acids. Gene Ontology annotation, biological process: vesicle-mediated transport. Gene Ontology annotation, molecular function: MAP kinase scaffold activity; kinesin binding; signaling receptor complex adaptor activity. The record is from RefSeq and is a predicted model, not a curated record.